Gadus morhua (Atlantic cod) is the source of this 7848-nucleotide messenger RNA. Its product is annotated as receptor-type tyrosine-protein phosphatase eta. Gene Ontology annotation, cellular component: signaling receptor complex. Gene Ontology annotation, molecular function: protein binding; protein tyrosine phosphatase activity. Gene Ontology annotation, biological process: peptidyl-tyrosine dephosphorylation involved in inactivation of protein kinase activity. The record is from RefSeq and is a predicted model, not a curated record. Lineage: Eukaryota; Metazoa; Chordata; Actinopteri; Gadiformes; Gadidae. The transcript is spliced from 33 exons. The coding region runs from base 191 to 6427 and encodes 2078 amino acids.
CUCCUCCUCCCUCGGUGUAGGGACAAGAACAUGAAAGUUUCCCCGAUGUACAAAGUUGGAGCGUUCCGACGGAGGUCGUCAAAGUUAGGCUGAAAACAUCCCAGACACCCUUUUUUUUUUAGAUAGUGAACAAAGUUUGGAAAUCAGAGCACUGAAGAGGUUUGGAAAACCGGGGUUUGAUUUCUGCGUUAUGGAGCGAUUCUGGCCGCACGCUGCUGUACUGCGGAUCAUUCUCCUCUUGUAUGCGGUUCCACAGAACGCCCAAGCAGACGUUGCUAAUGGCACAUGUAACAUCGCAAACGUGCCUGGAGUCCUAAACAUUACCUUUGCUAAUGUGAACACCACUGCUGUCCAUUUGAGCUGGCUCCUUCCGGAUUUCCUACCACCGUAUUCUAAAUACGAGAUUCGAACUACAAACAUGUCAGGAGCAACAAUAGCUGAACAAACACUGGACAACAGUAAUAUGGCAGUUGUAACUGGUCUACAAACAGGAACUAGAUAUAAUUUCAAUGUCACAUUGGAAGCAGAUUGUGACUAUAAUGGGGAACAAUUCGGUUACACAAUGCCUGAAGCAGUCACCAACCUUACUGCUGCUGAUGUGACCACCACUGCUGUCAGUUUGACCUGGCUCAGGCCGGGUGACCAUAAACCAGAAUACUCCUAUCAGGUCACUGUUCUUGAAAACGUCACCCAAAAACAACAACUGAACACCACCCCCGAGAACUACACCGUCACCAGUCUGACUUCUGGAGUAAACUACACCUUUCAGGUGUCAACGGUUGUACAAGGAGUCAAAUCCACAGAGGAGACCACCAGUAGUUACACAGUGCCUGGAGCAGUCACCAACCUCACCUUUGCUAAUGUGAACACCACCUCUGUCCGUUUGAGCUGGUUCAAUCCGGAGGACCAACAACCGUAUUAUGAAUACAAGAUUCAAACUACAAACUACACAAUGUCAGGAGCAACCCUAGUUGAACCACCACAGUUAAACAUAAAUACGUCAAUUGUAACUGGUCUACAACCAGGAACGGGGUAUUGCUUCAAUGUCACAGUGGUGGUGCCAGGGCGUGAAUCUGCUGUGGAACACAAACUCGGUUACACAAUGCCUAAAGCAGUCACCAACCUUACUGCUGCUGAUGUGAACACCACUGCUGUCAGUUUGACCUGGCUCAGGCAGGGUGACAAUAAACCCGAAUACUUCUAUCAAGUCACUGUUCUUGAAAACGUCACUCAAAAACAACAACUGAACACCAACACCGAGAACUACACCAUCACCAGUCUGAUUCCUGGAGUAAAAUACACCUUUCAGGUGUCAACGGUUGUACAAGGAGUCCACUCCACAGAGGAGACCACCAGUAGUUACACAGUGCCUGGAGCAGUCACCAACCUCACCUUUGCUAAUGUGAACACCACUGCUGUCCGUUUGAGCUGGUUCAAUCCGGAGGACCAACAACCGUAUUAUGAAUACAAGAUUCAAACUACAAACUACACAAUGUCAGGAGCAACCCUAGUUGAACCACCACAGUUAAACAUAAAUACGUCAAUUGUAACUGGUCUACUACCAGGAACGGGGUAUUGCUUCAAUGUCACAGUGGUGGUGCCAGGGCGUGAAUCUGCUGUGGAACACAAACUCGGUUACACAAUGCCUAAAGCAGUCACCAGCCUUACUGCUGCUGAUGUGACCACCACUGCUGUCAGUUUGACCUGGCUCAGGCAGGGUGACUAUAAGACAGGCUACUCCUAUCAAGUCACUGUUCUUAAAAACGACACCCAAAUACAACAAUUGAACACCACCACCGAGAACUACACCGUAACCAGUCUGAUUCCUGGAGUAGACUACACCUUUCAGGUGUCAACGGUUGUACAAGGAGUCCACUCCACAGAGGAGACCACCAGUAGUUACACAGUGCCUAAAGCAGUCACCGACCUUAAGGUAGCUGAUGUGACCACCACUGCUGUCAGUUUGACCUGGCUCAGGCAGGGUGACUAUAAGACAGGCUACUCCUAUCAAGUCACUGUUCUUAAAAACGACACCCAAAUACAACAAUUGAACACCACCACCGAGAACUACACCGUAACCAGUCUGAUUCCUGGAGUCAAAUACACCUUUCAGGUGUCAACGGUUGUACAAGGAGUCAAGUCCACAGAGGAGACCACCAGUAGUUACACAGUGCCUGGGGCAGUCACCGACCUAACCGUUGCUAUUGUGAACACCACUGCUGUCAAUUUGAUCUGGCAAAAUCCGGAUGACCAACAACCGUAUUAUGGAUACAAGAUUCAAACUACAAACUACACAAUGUCAGGAGCAACCCUAGUUGAACCACCACAGUUAAACAUAAAUACGUCAAUUGUAACUGGUCUACAACCAGGAACUGGGUAUUGCUUCAAUGUCACAGUGGUGGUGCCAGGGCGUGAAUCUGCUGUGGAACACAAACUCGGUUACACAAUGCCUAAAGCAGUCACCAACCUUACUGCUGCUGAUGUGAACACCACUGCUGUCCGUUUGACCUGGCGCAGGCAGGAUGACCAUAAACCCGACUAUUCCUAUCGGGUCACUGUUCUUGAAAAAGACAACAAAAUACAACAAUUGAACACCACCACCGAGAGCUACACCGUCACCGGUCUGACUCCUGGAGUAAUCUACACCUCUCAGGUGGCGACGGAUGUACAAGGAGUCAAAUCCACGGAGGAGAGCAUCACCUUUUACACAAAUCCGGGUACAGUGUCUUAUAUUGUAGCCGUGGGAACUACUACAAAUAUGUCCGUAACCUGGAAAGCUGCAAGUGGCCAGGUGGAUUAUUACUCUGUGCAGCUGACCGGAGAUGGCCAAAUGGACCAACUCCAGUCCCAUCUAAGCAACACAACGCUUCAAGUCUUGUUUGAGAAGCUGAAUCCAGGGACACUGUACCAUAUCCGUGUAUGCGCAAUAAGCGGACCGGGCUCUGAGUGCUCUGCCACUGACAAUGCAACUUUUCCAAACCCUCCUGGUCCUUUGACAGUAGAGUCCCAGACUACUGACUCCAUCAACGUGAGUUGGUCUUCACCUACAGACGAGAAGCCUGGUCAAUACAACUUCUCGGUGUCCUAUCUGAACCGAACCAAGUCCACGGAAAACAGCUGGUUUCUUCUGGAGGACCUCAAGUCAGGGACACUGUAUAACAUCACUGUGGUUACAGUUGGCCCACUAGGCUUACAGAGCGAAAUGGUGUCGACAUCAAAUUCUACCAGACCGUAUCCUGUAAGUAAUUUAACACAGACUGGAAUUGCUCCCAGUUCUUUGGUCUUGACGUGGUCUCAGCACGAAAACCAAUCUGGCUACUUCUACUUGGUGCACGUCUCCAACUCUUCUGAUGACAAAGCUUCCGAAAGCCCGCACAAUAUCUCCGGUCUUGUUUCCGGGGGCAACUAUACUUGCACUGUUACCACGCAAACAGGGGACGGUACCCAGACUCUUUACCCCGGAACAACGCCCUGCUAUACACAGCCCCAUGCUGUGGGCGCCAUAAAUGCUAACACCCAGAACACAACCGCCAUUGGCCUGAGCUGGGGGAAGCCACGGCAGUAUCGGGACACCUACAAAUACAGGAUCGAAGCGAGUGGCUGCGCCUCCCGUAAUGUUACGGUUGUAGACGAACAGGCAGAGAAUGCAGAGCUUUCGCCAGGAACCCAAUGCCGGUUUUGCGUUCUGACCAUCUCUGAGGCAGGCAUCGAAGGGGAAGCCAGGUGCACUCAUCAAUACACCAAACCAGAGCAGGUCCUCCCCACCGUGUCCAACCGUGUCCUCAACCAGGGCCUCAACGACACCAUCCUGGUGUCGUGGGCAGCUCCUGCAGGGAAUGUGGAGAACUAUUAUGUCUACCUGAACAGCAGUGACCAAACCGAAAGUAGGAGGCUGUCCCCCUCAGAUCCCCUAUCCUACCUGUUUGACAACCUCUGUCCCGGGAGAGAGUAUUCGGCCAUGGUGAUUACCAGCAGUGGCCCGUUCAACACCACCUCCAGGGUGUUCACCAAUGCCACUUUUCCGAACCCACCAGAAAAGAUUGAAUCCUUGACAAAAAGCACCAGCUCCAUUGUGAUCCGAUGGCAGCACGCCCAGUUCAAAGCAGACUCUUGGCUCUAUGUGGUGACUUAUGUCCAAUCCAACCAAGCCAAAUCGAAUUUCACCAAUAGCCCCAAUUAUACAUUUUCACACUUGAACUCCGGAACACCCUACAACUUUUCCGUAGCUACAGAGGGGCCAUUGCGCCUUCAAAGCUGCAGUAUUUCGAUCUCCAGUACCACAAAACCAGAGAAAGUCCAAUCCCUCAACGCCAGCACAGAAGAAGAGGCAACCCAGCUUACAUGGGCCAGGCCUGUCGGUUACAAAGCAAGCUAUAGCUACUUGGUAGCAUGGUCUGGUGAACCAAUGGAAAAAGAAACACAGCAGGAGAAACUAGACGUGUAUCAGCUGGAUCCUGGCAGCCCCUACAAUUACAGUGUGACCACAGUGACUUCGGAUGGCACUCGAUCUGAUGCCGUGGAUCUUUCCAAAUGCACAAAGGCCAGCUCCGUGCAAAACCUCAAAUGUUCAAGUCCGAAUGAAAAAAUUGCAAAAAUCGUCUUGGUUUGGAGCCGACCAAACGGCAGUAGCUCUGACUUUAGAAUAGGCCAUCGGCAAAACGACAAUAAGCCAAUUACCAUCACAACGAACCCUGAAAGUUGCAGCCCUGACUGUGAAUACACGAUCAGCAACUUGACGCACUACACAGAAUACCAGGUGACCAUGCAGACGCAGAGCUGUGGAAGCCCCAGCGAACUCGAAUCUCGAAGCUGCACCACUGGCAUCACAGACCCUUUCAUCCCCUCGAACUAUGCAUCAUUAGUGCAAGCGACUGUGAAUGCCCAUGACAGGUUUACCGUAAACAUUGAGCCCCAGAUGCUAGACUCCACCAACGGCCCAAUAAGAUAUUACGGGGUGCUCCUGACCGACAGCCUCAACGACAUGGAUUCAUCUGAACUCAAACAGUUCUUGAACCAAACCUAUGAAAACUGGAGUGCAGGCAAAGCAACCACAUACCUGGCGACAGUGAAAAAAGUUGAGAGUGGAGAUCGCUCAAGAUUUAAAAGAGAAAUCAGCCGAAAUCUGCCUGUGGAAAUUGGGACCGGUGAAGCUUGGAGAGGAUAUACCAAUGGUGCACUGAGAGCCAAUCACAAAUAUCGGUACGCUAUCGUGUUAUUUACCCAGCUGAAUGAGUCGACCGACGGUAAUUUUGUGGAUUCCAAGUACUCUCUUGUCACAAUAACUACCUUCUAUCCUGGAUCUAUUCAAACACCUCUGGACCCAGUCGUCAUCGGCACGGCGAUUGGGGCCUCCCUGGGAGUCUUUUGUGUCCUCUUCAUCAUCAUCAUUGGCUUCAUCAUCUAUUGGAAGAAAAUGAAUAGGAAAGAAUGUUCGGACAUCCAGAUCAAUUCAAUUAGUAGGCAGAAAGUAAACAUCUCUGUGCACGUGGUGGACUACGAGGCCUAUUACAGAAAGCAGAAGGCAGACUCUAACUGUGGCUUCGCCGAGGAGUUUGAUGACCUGAAGCCUGUAGGCACCGCCCAGUCGAGGAAUAGUGCUUUGGCACUGGAAAACAAGACCAAGAACCGCUACAACAACGUACUGCCCUAUGACUCGUCUAGGGUGAAACUCUCUAUUCAGGGGACUCAGUUUGACGACUACAUCAAUGCUAGCUACAUGCCGGGUUACAACUCCAAGAAGGAGUACAUCGGAGCGCAGGGUCCACUGCCCGGCACCGUCAACGAGUUCUGGAGGAUGGUCUGGGAGAAGAACAUCCAGACGCUGGUCAUGCUGACGCGCUGUAACGAGCAGGGACGGGUGAAAUGUGAGAAAUACUGGCCUGAGGACUCCAAGCACUUUGGGAACAACACUGUGACAAUGACAUCGGAAAUUACGCUUGAAGACUGGACUAUCAGGGAAUUUGACAUAAAAAAUGUUAAAACGGCUGAGACUCGCUCUGUGCGGCACUUCCACUUCACGGCCUGGCCGGAUCACGGCGUUCCAGAGAGCACUGAACUGCUCAUCAACUUCAGACACCUGGUCAGAGAGCACAUGGACCAGUACUCUGCAAACUCCCCCACUGUCGUGCACUGCAGUGCCGGUGUUGGUCGCACGGGCACCUUCAUCGCCAUCGACAGGCUGAUCUUCCAGAUUGAGAGGGAGAGUAUCGUUGAUGUGUACGGCACCAUCCAUGACUUGCGAAUGCACAGAACGCUAAUGGUUCAAACAGAGGAUCAGUAUGUAUUCUUGAACCAGUGUGCGUUGGACAUCAUCAGAUCCAGAACUGGAACAAACGUGGAUCUGAUCUACCAGAACACUGAUGCUAUGUGCCUUUAUGAAAAUAUAGAACCAAGGAAAUUUUUACCAAAUAAAUACCACAAUGCAUAGAUCUUGGAAGCGGUUCUCACUCUUCUGCACUCUUCUAAGAUAGACAUUUUAAUUUAUUUUUAUAUGCAGCUUUUUUUUAUAAUUUUUUUAAUGUAAUUUGUCUGUUGUCGAUGAAAACACUGUACAUGUUGAUUUUAUUAUGAUGAUAUAAUAUGGUUAUCUUUUUAUUUCGGAUAGGUCUUUUAUGCUUUUUAUAUAUUUUUUAUCUUUAUGUUUCGUCUAGUAAUAGUUUGUGGAAGAUGUAUCGGUUUGUUUGUUUUAUUUUCAUUUUUUAUAGCUUAGAUUUAGACCUUGAAUGUGAAUAUUACUGAUAUUACCACAAUGAUAAUAACCAGGAACGUUGGCUUGCUAUAGAAAGUCACAUUCACUCUUUUUUGCACUUUCUACCCUCCUACAACCAAUAGGUGGCACACUUUUAUCAUUUUUAGUAGGAAACGUAAUCUCCCUUGAAAAUGAUAACGUAUUUGUGUAUUUUAAUGUUAUUUGCUGAGCUUGCACUGGAUGCAUUUCUGCUACUGUACAACCUUUUUUAUAUAUGACGUGUCAAUAUUUUGUAAUGAAAGUGUUGAAAGAGAUCAUUUAUGAAAAUAUUAACUACUCUACUAUACCUUGAAGGAUUAUAGCUGGGCUAAAUUUGUGUGCACUCAAAAAUAUGUGACUUUUUCUCCCCCUCACAAGGAUAGCGAACCCAUAGAAAUAGACUAAUGUGUAUAUAAUAGGUGCCUUAUUUUCCACGCCGAUUAAGAUAUUGUGAGGAAGAGGGAGGACGCUGACUAAAUGAAACAACAUGGCAUCAAAGGUUAAGCGUCUAAAUGUUAAAAUGCUUGUGAGUGGAAGAGAAAGCCCAGGUCACUUUUGGUUGAUUUAUUGGAAAUGUAGUUACAAUAUUUUGACACCGCCCUUGUCUUUAUGGUUGGUCUUAAAACACAACUCAGGUACUGAAGCAAUGCAGCCAUACAGAGUCUACGUAUGUCAAGCCUACUGUAUUUGGGACCAAGGGGUCCUUUCCGCAUUAUGUUAGUCCCCUUUGCUCUGUACUGUACAUACAUACGUAAGAGAAUAAUGACGUAAUGUCACUUCCUGCUGCAUAUCUUAUCUACUGUAUCCAUUCGUGCGAAUGCUGCAGGAAUGAAACCCCCAGGAGGAUCCCAAACUUCUAUUUUCAGCUCCUAAAGAACAGGGUUUUCCAUGAGGCGGUCCGGCUGUAAGCGUCAGCCAUUGCUUAUCUUCUAAACUGUCCUGUUUUAAGGCCUAUUUGUGUGUUGUUGUACAAUGUUGGAUAAUGUGCUAGUUAUGUUUUGGAAGAUCCGUUGAGCAAUGGAAAACCAAAGUUGAGUUAUUUACUAUUUCAAUCUACUGAAUUAUGUUUAGGGACAAUUUAACCCGUAAUAAAGCAAUCAUUCUUUUGUGAUGCAUCACCA